Hibiscus syriacus is the source of this 4018-nucleotide messenger RNA. RefSeq names its product N6-adenosine-methyltransferase non-catalytic subunit MTB-like. Gene Ontology annotation, cellular component: nucleus; RNA N6-methyladenosine methyltransferase complex. Lineage: Eukaryota; Viridiplantae; Streptophyta; Magnoliopsida; Malvales; Malvaceae. Bases 399 to 3941 code for a protein of 1180 amino acids. The record is from RefSeq and is a predicted model, not a curated record. Gene Ontology annotation, molecular function: mRNA binding; methyltransferase activity. The transcript is spliced from 7 exons.
GCGCAAAUGCAAAAACUGCCCUUUAGGGGAAAAACUACCACCAUUCAAUUCUUUCUUCGAUUGAAUCGGCCGCCUCGUCCUCAUAUUCUUAAAACCCUAUUUCUAUACUGCCGCCGUCAUUCACCGGCGUUCCACCUCAGUUCCCUCAAUCUCCUUUCAUUGUUUCUUUAUAUUCUUAUUUUAUUUACAAGCUUUCUCCAGAAUCAACUAAUCCCCAAAAGGCAGUAUCUGAAACCCUAAAAUAAGUGAAAUUAUUCUGUCUUUCUCAACACCUUUGUGUCUCGCUUGUCCCUUACGAUUGUACAGAUUCUGCUUAUAGUGGGAACCUGCACCGGAUUCGACCUUUAUUUUGUAUCGGUUUCUUCAAGGGAAAAGUAAAUAAAUACGUCUCCAUUUCAAUGGAUUCUCCUGAGCGUAGCAGUCGGAGUCACGCAAGACGUGAUAGAGAGGAUAGUUCAGACUUGAAAAGUGAUAGGGCGGCUGGGGAUGAAGAAGAAUGGGAGGCAAUUGAUGGUAAGAAGAAGCAUAAGUCUAGCAAGUCUAGAAAAACUAGCAAUGUCGAAGAAGGUGAGGGAGUGGAAAGCGGCAGUGGAAGGAGGAGAAAUUCUGGGGAUAGAAGUGAGAGCCGUAAAAGAUCAGGUGCUUCCACUAGAGCUGAUACCGACGAAGAGGAUUGUGAUGCACAAAAACCUUCCCGUUCCAAGCAGAUCAGAAGAAAACAAGAGGAAAGUUCCUUGGAGAAAUUGAGUAGUUGGUACCAGGAUGGAGAACCCGAAAGCAGGCAAGAUGGUGCUGAGAAAUCUUCUGGUAAAGGAAAUGCUUGGGCUGAUGAAACUGAUAGAAAGAAGGUGGCCUGGAAACUAAGUAGAAGCAAAGAAGAAAGGUCCCAUGAUGGAGAAGUUGAGAAGUCACUCGAUAGAGAUUCUAGGUAUUCAGAAAGGAGGGAAAGCAGCCGUGAUAAGGGUCAUGGCUCUUCUGAAUUGUCAAGAAACUCUAAAAGAAGAUGGGAUGAGUUGAAUGCUUCCAAGAAAGCUGAAGAAAGUAAUUAUGAAAAACCUGAUCCGACUAGUGGGAAAAAUUCUGGUCUGAAGUAUGACAGUGCUAGAGAGAAUAGUGCUUCUGCUCGAAAUGAGCCUAGUGAGAUUAAAAGCAUUGCUGCUGAUUCAAACAAUGAGAAGAGUGCCAAAUCCAGCAGUAGGGAUGAGAGAAGAAUUGAUGAUGAGAAGAGCAAAGGUGGAUCAGAUGCCCUAGAAGAAGACAAUAGACCUAGUCCAUUGAAUCGUGAAGACAGAUCAGGUAGGGAGAAAAUUGAGAAGCACAGACAGCAGAGAACUCCUGGUCGAGAUGUUGAUAGCCGAGAAAAGACAUACAAUAUGGGUGAUGAUGGGGUAGCAUCUAUGAGGGACAAAAUUUCAAGAGAAGGAGGGCAAACAAACAGGUCUAGGACCCCUGAGAGAAGUAGUAGGCGAUAUCAAGAAUCAGAUCCCUCUGAGAUGGAUUUUGAAAGAAGCUUGGAACUCAAAACAAAAGAAUUUGAAAGGGAUGACAGAUCCAAAAGCAGGGUUGAUAAUUGGAGUGACAGGAGUAGGGACCGAGAAGAUUCAAAGGAAAACUGGAAAAGGAGGCAAUCGAGUAAUAAUGAUAAAGAGUCCAAAGAUGGAGACAAUGCAUAUGAUCGUGGUAGAGAUUGGGAUUUGCCAAGGCAUGGCCGGGAAAAGAAUGAAAAUGAAAGGCCUCAUGGUCGGCCAGGAAAUAGAAAAGAUGGAAAUCGAGGUGAAGCUUUCAAAACGUCAUCAAAUUUUGGAAUCUCAAAUUAUAAUUAUGAUGUUAUAGAGAUCCAAACCAAGCCUCUUGAUUAUGGAAGAGCCGAGUUUGGAUCCAACUUUCCCCGGAAAACUGAAAUUGGUCAGCAGUCUGACAUUAAGUCUGCCCCAAAUGAGGAAGAGUGGGGAUAUAUGCAAGAAAAUAGAGGAAGGAGGAGUGAUGCAUAUGGUUCUGGUCCCUUGGAUGAAGGUUCAAGGGAGAAAUAUACAGAGGAAAGUAAUUCAGCACAAGAUCCAAAUGUCCUGAAUGAUGAACUUGAUUACGGUGGAGGGAAAUGGCGAGGCCAGAAACUUACCUUAUCUGGCCUUGGGUUUGGUGGCCAAAAUUCUAGUGCGGCGUCUCAACCACCUUACGGGAAUCAGGAUGUAGGAACUUUUGGCCGUGUUCCUCCUCAAGGCAUGAAAGGGAGUAGGAUAGGCAGAGGAGGAAGAGGAAGGUCUUCAGGGAGGGACAAUCAACAGAUUGGUCUUGCCAUACCUAUGACGGGAUCACCAUUUGCCCAUCUCGGGAUGCCACCACCUGGACCCAUGCAACAAAUUAACCCUAGUAUGUCUCCUGCUCCUGGCCCUCCAAUUUCUCCAGGUGUCUUCAUUCCACCGUUUUCCCCGCCUGUGGUAUGGCAUGGGCCUCGAGCAGUUGAUAUGAAUAUGCUAGGUGUUCCACCUGGUUUCUCUCCUGUCCCCCCUGGACCAAGGUUCCCUCAUAAUAUGGGAGGUCUGCCAAACCCUGGUAUGGACUUUAAUCAGUCAGGACCUGGAAGAGGACCUUCAAAUGUGUCUAUGGCUAGCUUUAAUGGGGCAGGGGCAAUGGGACGAGGAACACCACCUGAGAGAACAUCUGGGGGUUGGGUUCCUCCUAGAACGGGUGGUCCUCCUGGUAAAGCUCCUUCAAGAGGAGAACAAAAUGAUUAUUCACAAAAUUUUGUUGAUACUGGUAUGCGACCGCAGAACUUCAUCAGGGAGCUAGAGCUUACCAAUGUUGUGGAGGACUAUCCAAAGCUAAGGGAGCUUAUACAGAAAAAGGAUGAGAUUGUAGCUAAAUCUGCCUCUCCUCCCAUGUAUAUGAAGUGUGACCUCCGUGAAUUUGAAUUGUCUCCUGAUUUCUUUGGGACAAAAUUUGAUGUUAUUCUUAUAGAUCCCCCUUGGGAAGAAUAUGUUCACCGGGCUCCUGGAUUUGCUGACCAUAUUGAAUACUGGACAUUUGAAGAGAUCAUGAAUCUUAAGAUUGAGGCAAUAGCUGACACUCCAUCCUUUCUCUUCCUUUGGGUGGGUGAUGGUGUGGGACUUGAGCAGGGUCGUCAGUGCUUAAAGAAGUGGGGUUUCCGGAGGUGUGAAGAUAUAUGCUGGGUGAAGACUAACAAAACAAAUUCAACCCCAAGCUUACGUCAUGAUUCUCAUUCUAUAUUUCAGCACUCCAAGGAACACUGCCUGAUGGGUAUAAAAGGAACUGUUCGACGUAGUACUGAUGGUCAUAUAAUUCAUGCCAACAUUGAUACUGAUGUAAUUAUUGCGGAGGAACCUUCUUAUGGUUCAACUCAAAAGCCUGAAGAUAUGUAUCGAAUUAUUGAGCAUUUUGCUCUUGGCCGCAGAAGGCUUGAGCUUUUCGGUGAAGAUCACAAUAUUCGAUCUGGUUGGCUGACUGUUGGUAAAGGACUGUCCUCAUCAAAUUUUAAUGCAGAGGCAUAUAAUAGAAACUUUGCUGACAAGGAUGGUAAAGUGUGGCAAGGUGGGGGAGGACGAAAUCCGCCGCCGGAUGCACCUCAUUUAGUGAAGACAACCCCAGAUAUUGAGGCACUGCGUCCCAAGUCGCCAAUCAAGAAUCAGCAGCAGAUGCAACAGCAACAGUCAACAUCUAUAUCUCUGACGUCCAAUUCCUCCGGCAAAAGACCUGCCGGAAAUUCACCUCAGAACCCAAGCGUGCUGGGUUUGAAUCAAGAAGGGUCAAGCUCCAACCCGUCAACUCCUGCUGCUUGGGCUUCACCGAUGGAGGCAUUCAGGGGGAGGGAAGGCGUAAACAUGUCAUCAGAUGAUAGGGUGUUUGAUAUGUAUGGCUACGGUGGCCAGACAAACGGGGAAUACCUGGAUUUUGAUUCUCAUAGACCAAUGAAUUUAAUGUAACAAAUUGCAGUGAAACAAUGUUUUGAUUUUUGCAGUUAAAAUAAAAUGCGAUUGGAUAGAGAGAUGUAAAUUUCAUU